Messenger RNA from Ilex paraguariensis (yerba mate), 963 nucleotides. NCBI's taxonomy places the organism in Eukaryota, Viridiplantae, Streptophyta, Magnoliopsida, Aquifoliales, Aquifoliaceae. The record is from the annotation of a GenBank genome assembly.
AUGCUCGACGAUUCAGUUUCUGAAAUGAUGAUUUCUUUUUCUUUCUUAAAACAGAUAGGCUUCUCAUAUGACUUCAUGUUGGAGAGUACAUUCACUGGCUAUCUUAUACACUGUAAGGGGUGGACUUCUGUAUACAAUUACCCUAAGAGACCAUCUUUCUUGGGCUGCACCGCCAUUGAUGUGAAGGACGCUAUGGUUCAACUGAGAAAGUUUAAUUCUGCUCUCCUCCAAGUCACUCUCUCGAAAUUCUGCCCUCUCUCUUAUGCAAUGCCCAAGAUGUCUAUUCUACAAACUAUGUGUUAUGGGUACCUCACAUUCCAGCCUCUCGCCACCCUCCCAUUUCUCAUACUUGGCAUUGUUCCCCAAUUUUGCUUCUACAAAGGCAUCAUUCUCUAUCCUAAGUUUACAAGUCCAUGGUUUGCGGUAUUUGCGAUUAUAUGGGUGUCUUCACUUCUGCAACACUUACACGAGGUGGUGUCCGGUGGAGACCCGUGGAGGACAUGGUGCUAUGAACAACGAAUUUGGAUCAUAAAGACAGUGACAGGAAGCUUAUUUGGAUGUCUUGACGCUGUUAUGAAAAAGAUUGGCAUCACAGCAACAGUUUUCAGGUUAACGAACAAAGCGAUUGACAAAGAGAAGAUGGAGAAAUAUGAAAAGGGAACUUUUGAUUUCCAAGGUGCUGGGCUUUUCAUGGUUCCUUUGGUUAGUCUUGUCUUAUGGAACCUGGGAUGGGAAUGCUUUGCAUGUGCUCCAACUGGUUCUGGCAAAACAUUGGCUUUCGUCUGUCCUAUGCUUAUGAAACUUAAGAUACAAAAACGCUGUGAAUGGAACUGGCAUGUGAAGAAUUUUGGCACUGGAAAUUUUUCUGAAACAGAUUCUGAGUGUAAUGCCGACAGACUAGAUGAUACUGUCUCUGAGAAUAAUCAGGUGCUCACUCCUGGAAGGCCUUUGUAUGUUCUGUGA